This is a messenger RNA of Lithohypha guttulata, 792 nucleotides long. RefSeq lists its product as uncharacterized. Bases 1 to 792 code for a protein of 263 amino acids. Lineage: Eukaryota; Fungi; Ascomycota; Eurotiomycetes; Chaetothyriales; Trichomeriaceae. The record is from RefSeq and is a predicted model, not a curated record. Gene Ontology annotation, molecular function: oxidoreductase activity, acting on NAD(P)H, oxygen as acceptor. The transcript has 3 exons. Gene Ontology annotation, cellular component: intracellular anatomical structure.
AUGACUACAGUCAGCGAGAACGAUACUUCCGACGUCAAGAUUACUGAUCGCAUCAACCUUAAAGACAAGAACUUCCUCAUUACCGGCGGUGGUCGGGGCAUUGGCUUUGCAUGCGCGAAAGCAAUAGCUCAGCUUGGAGGUGGUGUUGCGGUGGUUGACACACUUGCCGAACCUGUGGAAGAGUUCCAGACAUUGAGUGAACGCUUCGGAAUUAAGACGUCGUAUGUUCGAGGCGACGUGACGUCCCAAGAAUCUUUGGAGGAGGCUUUUGCACAAUCUGUUCGAGCGAUGGGCCAAUUACAUGGUGGAUUGCUGGCCGCAGGAAUAUGCAUAGACGAGCCACUCCUUGAGGCCGACUGGGAACACAGUCAACGUACCUUCAACGUGAAUGUUCUAGGUACUUUCUGGACAAUCAAGUUGCUUGGGAAACAUCUAGUCGAAACAGGUACUCGUGGUAGUAUCGUCACCAUCGCCAGCUUGAAUGGCCAAGGAGUAUAUAUGCCUGUGCAACCAUGUGCGGCUUACAACGCUAGUAAAGCAGCCGUGAAAGGAAUGAUGGGUCCUAUCGGAGCAGAGCUGGGCGCAAUCCAAACACCUCUAUUGAAACGUCUGGAAGGAGAGAAGCGAGCGAUUCUGGAUUUCUACAGGGAAGGUGCGCCUCUCCAAAGGCUAGGUGUACCAGAAGAUUUAACGCCAAUGAUUUGUUAUCUCCUGAGUGAUGCUGCUUCAUUUGUGACUGGAGCGGAUUUUUUGAUGACAGGUGGUCUACAUGCUGGUUCCGUUAGGAAGUGA